Orbicella faveolata is the source of this 2586-nucleotide messenger RNA. Its product is annotated as CUE domain-containing protein 2-like. NCBI's taxonomy places the organism in Eukaryota, Metazoa, Cnidaria, Anthozoa, Scleractinia, Merulinidae. The record is from RefSeq and is a predicted model, not a curated record. Gene Ontology annotation, molecular function: ubiquitin binding.
AGCCACAGUUUGUUUUGGCGGCAAAUAAAAUAAAAUGUUAUACUUUUUGAUUGUUCUACCGAUUGCCGCAUUCUAGAUGUACCUUCUAGAAUCGAGAGUGAUUACAAAACAACCAAAUUUACGAGCUACGUUUCAGUCUACAGGCUUUGUUUACCACAGUUCACUGUUCGUCGAUCAGUAUUUAGGUUUUUUAAGCUUGUAGGUCAUGAUGGUCGAGGCUGCUGUCAAGGACGAACUAGGACAGUUUUUAAGCAAGAACAUAUCUGCAGAAUCCUUAAGUUGUGUGGAUGAUAUCGUUCUUGGUUAUAUUGCAAGUGUCCUUGAAGAACUUGGAGAGGAUCAAGAAUUUGAUGUCGAUGAUUUUGCUGAAAUAAUGGCUGCCUACAUCCCAGGGUUUGAUACAGUCUCCAGGGAACAUGUUUAUAGUUGGAUGCUUGACUUGGCACAGAAACUGGGAAAGGCCAGAACAUCAAGUAAUCUAACUGAAGAAGCUGUUUUAAUGACAGAAGAAAAUUGCCACCGUUCACCAUCCAGUUUAGAGGGAGAUGUUUUACUAGGCAAUGAUGCUGUCAAAGAGGAUCAAACAGGGAAUUCAUUGGUUCUCUUAAGUUUGGAGAGACUUUGUAUAAAUAGCGAUUUUGAUGAAAGCGGUACGGUUACACUUUCAUUGAGUUCCAGAUACAACAACAAAGAAACUGGCGUUAAUGAGCAGAAUGUGGAGAGGGAAAGUACAGGAAAUAAUGGAAGUUACAGUGAAGAGGUAUUAGUGCUAGCAGAGAUGUUUCCAGAAGCCAGUUCAUUAGAAAUAAGGAACUGUCUGAUGGUUUCCAAUGGUGACAUUGAGUCUGCAGUGCAGCUGAUGCUCUUAAAGAAAGAGAACAUUGAUGAUGAAGGCAAGGAGAAUUAUCAUCGAGUUCUAGAUUUAUCUCCAAAGGUUCACUGUCCAAGUUCAAAAAGACAGGAGCUGCAGGAAGCGGAACAGCAAAGUCUCAAAGAACAAAUGAUGGCAAGAUAUGGGUAUGUUGAAGUCAGCCAAGAAGAAAAAACGCAUCAACCAACGCUUCGCGAACAGGGAGAAAAGAAACUGGUUCGAUAUCGCAACAAUCAAGUUGUAAGCACCAAAGGCGAGCGGUUUUCUCAUGUGAAACAAGAGGAAUCCGAAGAAAUGAAGAAGACGUACGUGAACAUAAAACCCGCGCGGAAAUAUCGCUUCCACUGAGUUUGGAACUCUGCUCGUGUGAUCAUGAAAGACGCGAAACAAUAAUCAUUUCCGUAUUCUGCGCGCUGAACGCGCGUGUGCUGGAAACACCUCCGCGAAGACGUUAAGGCGCACCCAAACUCGCCAAACAUUUCGAAUCAACGUAUUGCAACAUUGUUGUGGACAACAUGUUGCAUAAGUUUGUCUACCCUGUGACAACGUUAUGCAAGAUUUAGCAUGGUGCUAGAAGGCGGCCAAACGUGUAUUACAUGUCUUCGGCAACACUGUUGCUAUACAAAAUGUAUGUUGCAUAGAAAUGUUACAAUGUACAAAUGUACGUGUGUUUGGUCAAGCCUUUACAAUACGUUGACACUCCACUUCAGUUGCAAAGCGUAAUUUAUAUUAUUCGACCAUACUUGUGCAGAAACAAUCGAAACAAGGAACGAAGUCAAGCCAAGGGGGGAGUGUCUAUUGCGUGGCUGACAUGUUACACGUUCCACGCGCUGCAAGGACGACGAUAAAGGUGCUUUCGAAAAGCUUAGUGCCAAUGAGACAUACUUUAUAUCGAGUCGUGUCAUUUUGAACAAGAGAAACCGUGUUAGACUAUGUUUAUCUCUUUAUCACCAACUUUGAAUAGUUUUACCUGUACGUAAUUGCAUUUUAAUGCGUGGUAGUGGCCCGGGUAGCGGGUUUUUAGUUGGUUUAUAACCACUUUAUUUCAUGUCAUUUAUCACUUUUUGUGGUUGUACGUUUUCAGGGACCUUAUUAACAAGCGAUAACGCAGAAUUUACGACAUCACUGAGUGAUUUUUCACCGUGCGUGGCUCUUGAAGAAACCCACACGUUUGGUACUUUUAAGUGAUUUCUAUCUCUGACUUGCGUGGUCCUUGACAGCUUUUUCACAACUUGUCAUAUUUGCUUUUAUGGUUAAAUCCAAUGUUGAAACAGCAGUUGCAAAUACCUUUUUUGCAUCUUAGCACUUGUCAUUUACACGUCAUACUACGAGUUUGAAUCCUUGCUUUGUCCAAGGGAAAGUUGUGCGUGAGCAAAACCUAUAUCAUAACUCAAUCACGAUGUAGUAUACAAGUCACAUAGCAUAUUCUCAAUGCUUCAAUUAAUUAUUUUAUGACAGGUAAUCGUUUUGCCCUAUUCAGCGAACGAGCGCUGUGGAUGUAUACAGCUGUACGUGGAUUUCCUUAAGUGUGCAUUUAUAUUCUUCGCUGACGAUAGUUUUAAUGAUAAAGCACCCACCACAUUUUAAAACCUCAAUUUAAAAGCCGAUAAAAGCAUUUCAACAUAUCGGUAAUAACUUAAUGCCGUCGAAUGGGCACCUUUGCCUUUAUUUUGAAGAAAAACGUUUGGUAAAUUGAUUUAAAUAAAGUGCCAGUA